AUUUUAUUAGAUUGCAGAUGCGCAGUUAGAUAGUGAGUUGCCUCGUUUUUUGCAGAUGUGGUGUUGGUAAGGUUUUAAUCUAGCAAAAUUUAUAACCAGUUCAUACGGCGUGUUCGCCUUUGGAAUUUUUGGAACGUUGCCCAUUUUUUGUAUCGACAUUGAUCAAAAGGUUUUAUAUGACGUCUAUAUCUUUUUGGAUAGAACUUUUAGGUCGAGGAAACCCAGCAAAUUACCGGAAGUACAUCGAAAGACACGCUGAUUUAUCAGUACCGUUUAUGAAUUGCACAGAGUCUAGAAAGAAUUAUUCAGUGACAAGGUGUCUCUGCUAUCAUCAAAAACUAAACCCAUUUCGGUCGUGACUAUUGGCAUCUGUACGCUGUUCCUUUGUUUCAUUUUUUGCCAAGCCAACAGCAUUAAGGCUUCUGGGAAGAGUGUGUGGGGAAGACCCCUUAAGCUUUUUAUAAUAUCAAAAUAAGGAUUAGACAGCCAAGAUGGGAAGUGUUAACGUCAACCGUAGCCUUUCGGACCAGUUUUAUCGUUAUAAAAUGCCGAGGAUUAUCGCAAAGGUGGAAGGCAAAGGAAAUGGCAUCAAAACGGUAAUUGUUAACAUGGUGGAAAUUGCCAAGGCUCUUAAUCGACCUCCAACUUAUCCAACCAAAUAUUUUGGGUGUGAACUUGGUGCUCAGACUCAGUUUGAUGUGAAGAAUGAACGCUACAUUGUUAAUGGAUCCCAUGAAGCAGGAAAACUACAAGACAUUCUUGAUGGAUUCAUCCGUCGCUUUGUUUUGUGUCCAUCCUGUGAUAAUCCUGAAACUACUCUGGGUGUGCUUCAGAAGAAAGGAGUCAUCACAAUAAAAUGUAUUGCCUGUGGCUAUAGUGGAACUGUGGACUCUGCUCAUAAGCUGAUAACCUUCAUUCUGAAAAACCCACCACAUCAGAGUCCUGGAACAACUGGAUCAUCAGUUCAGAGUGGUAAGAAGAGCAAGAGAAAAUCAAAGGAAGACUCAUCUGGAAGAAAUCAAGAGAAUGGAGAGGAUGGAGACAGUCCUCAACAUGAUUCGGACCCAGAUGUCAAUGAAAACACUGCUGUGAAUGGAGAUGACUUUGAUUGGAGUGUUGAUACUGAUGAUUAUGCUGUUGCUAAGCGUAUGGAAGAUCUAACUGCUGGGGCUAAGGGACUCAUGUUGAAUAAUGAUUUGGAAAAAACCCAGCAAGAACGGGUGAACAUAUUCUAUGAAUUUGUAAAGAAACAUAAGGACAACAACACACUUGACAGCACAAUUAAAGAGAUUCUGGCUGAAGCAGAACGACUGGAUAUCAAGGAUAAGGCUCCUUUGGUGUUUUGUGAAUUACUUUUUGAUGAGCAUAUUAUCCACCAAAUAAAACUGCAUCGUAUGUUAUUCCUUAGAUUCACCCAUGAAAACCACAAAGCUCAGAAGUAUUUACUGGGUGGUUUAGAACAGGUAGUGAAGCUCCAUAAAGACAGUCUGAUGAAUAAAAUCCCUCAUAUUUUAAAGACUUUUUAUGAUACAGAUAUAUUGGAGGAAGAGAUCUUAAUUGACUGGGACAAAAAGGUUUCAAAAAAAUAUGUUAGCAAGGAGAUUGCUCAAGAGAUCCAUGAGAAGGCUAAACCUUUCAUAAAAUGGCUGCAAGAAGCUGAAGAAGAAGAAUCAUCCUCUGACGAAGAAGAAGAGGCAGUGGAAGUUGUUUAUUCAGACCGACACAUCAGCACAAAAAUUCAGGAAGUGAAGGAUGAACCUAAGCCAGUUUCCACCACUGCAGGAGUGGAGAACAGUGAGGAUGACAUAGAUAUUGAUGAUAUAUAAGAGGUGUUCAAUCUGUGUCAAUUCUUAAUAUGAUGUAUCAGUUUUAGUUUAUUCAAUCAUAAAUAGGUUUAUUCCAAAAGCUAGUAUGCUCCUUUCAGUGGGUGUAAUAUGUAAGUUUACACCUGAAAUAACAUGUUUAUCUGGAGUUGCUGGUGUUCUUUAUUUACUUUGAAUAUGUUUUGCUAACUUGCAAAUAAACUUAAUGUCUCAUUGGUGCUUUGAGCUUUUCUGCUAAGGUCUUCAGUGAUAUAUAAAAAUAUUACAAGAUUUUAACUAGAAAAUUAUGGUGAUAUUAGCUUGGUUUGGGAAAUGUAACUAAAUAAAGAUUAUUCUGUACCAUGUUUA
Limulus polyphemus (Atlantic horseshoe crab) is the source of this 2171-nucleotide messenger RNA. Its product is annotated as eukaryotic translation initiation factor 5-like. The record is from RefSeq and is a predicted model, not a curated record. The transcript has 13 exons. Gene Ontology annotation, molecular function: eukaryotic initiation factor eIF2 binding; translation initiation factor activity; GDP-dissociation inhibitor activity. Bases 492 to 1826 code for a protein of 444 amino acids. NCBI's taxonomy places the organism in Eukaryota, Metazoa, Arthropoda, Merostomata, Xiphosura, Limulidae. Gene Ontology annotation, cellular component: cytosol. Gene Ontology annotation, biological process: formation of cytoplasmic translation initiation complex; translational initiation; formation of translation preinitiation complex.